Messenger RNA from Talpa occidentalis (Iberian mole), 3473 nucleotides. RefSeq names its product 5'-nucleotidase ecto (gene NT5E). Bases 16 to 1440 code for a protein of 474 amino acids. The transcript is spliced from 9 exons. Gene Ontology annotation, cellular component: plasma membrane. Gene Ontology annotation, molecular function: 5'-nucleotidase activity. The record is from RefSeq and is a predicted model, not a curated record. NCBI's taxonomy places the organism in Eukaryota, Metazoa, Chordata, Mammalia, Eulipotyphla, Talpidae. Gene Ontology annotation, biological process: AMP catabolic process.
UCAUGUACUCACACAAUGGGGGAUCCCUGCCCUGUUCCAGGGAGUGAGCCAGAGGCACUGGGAAAUCAUGAAUUUGAUAAUGGUGUAGAAGGACUGAUUGAUCCACUCCUCAAAAACGCCACAUUUCCAAUUCUGAGUGCAAACAUUAAAGCAAAGGGGCCGCUAGCAUCUCAAAUAUCAGGACUUUAUGCUCCAUAUAAAGCUAUUUCCAUUGGUGGUGAAAAGGUGGGAAUUGUUGGAUAUACCUCACAAGAAACGCCCUAUCUCUCAAAUCCAGGAAGAGAUUUAGUAUUUGAAGAAGAAAUUGCUGCCUUACAACCUGAAGUUGAUAAACUAACAACUCUAGGUGUGAACAAAAUAAUUGCACUGGGACACUCUGGCUUUGAGAUGGAUAAACUCAUCGCUCAGAAAGUGAAGGGAGUGGACGUCGUGGUGGGAGGCCACUCCAACACAUUUCUUUAUACAGGCACUCCACCUUCCAAAGAGGUGCCUGUUGGGAACUACCCAUUCAUAGUCACCUCUGAUGAUGGAAGGAAGGUUCCCGUGGUCCAGGCCUAUGCCUUUGGCAAGUAUCUCGGCUACUUGAAGGUUGAGUUUGAUGACAAGGGAAAUGUCGUCACUUCACAUGGAAAUCCCAUUCUUCUCAACAGCAGCAUUCCUGAAGAUCCCACCAUAAAAGCAGAAAUUAACAAAUGGAGGAUAAAAUUAGAUAAUUAUUCCACCCAGGAAUUGGGGAAAACAAUCGUCUAUCUGGAUGGCACCACUCAAUCCUGCCGCUUCACAGAAUGCAACAUGGGCAACCUGAUUUGUGAUGCCAUGAUUAACAACAACCUUAGACACCCAGAUGAACUGGUCUGGAACCACGUGUCCAUGUGCAUUUUAAAUGGAGGCUCCAUUCGGUCUCCCAUUGACGAACGCAACAAUGGCACAAUUACAUGGGAGAACCUGGCUGCUGUGCUACCCUUUGGAGGCACCUUUGACCUGGUCCAGUUAAAAGGCUCCACCCUGAAGAAGGCCUUUGAGCACAGCGUGCACCGACACGGCCAGUCCAGCGGAGAGUUCCUGCAGGUGGGCGGAAUUCACGUGGUUUAUGAUCUUUCCCGAAAUCCUGGGGACAGAGUGGUCAAAUUAGAUGUACUUUGCACCCAGUGUCGAGUGCCCAAGUACGAGCCUCUUGAGAUGCACAAGUUGUAUAAGGUGAUCCUCCCAAGUUUCCUUGCCAAUGGUGGAGAUGGAUUCAAGAUGAUAAAAGAUGAAGUAAUAAAGCAUGACUCUGGUGAUCAAGAUAUCAAUGUGGUUUCUGGAUACAUCUCAAAAAUGAAAGUCGUUUAUCCAGCAGUUGAAGGUCGGAUCAAGUUUUCUGCAGGAAGUCAUUGCCAUGGAAACCUCUCUCUAAUAUUUCUUUCAUUUUUGGUAGUGAGCAUUGUUUUAUACCUGUAGCCAAAACUUCUCCUUGCCAUUAAUCUGUGGGACUGCAUUUUGCAAGUGAUAUUUAAGUCUGCCUUUUAGGAACUGACUAUGUGAUGGCGCAGACCAUCCUCAGCUCCUAGAAGCUGCGCUUAGAUGUUUGUAAAUGAAGACACUGAAAUAAUCUCCCAGGAUCAGCAACUUAGUGAACGUACAGGAAAAGAAAUUAAAAUGGUCCCCCCUCCAAGAAGAGGGCCAGCCAUCUUUCGUUUACAUGUGUACAUUUUAAUAAAAACUUUAUUAAUAAUUUUAAACCAUAGAAAUUAUUUUUCUCUUUAGAUCCCUUCUCAUCCACCACCAAUUUAUAUUUACAUAGAGUUUUAUCACUUACAAGAGAGUUUUAAGCACAUUAUCUUGUUUGAUGCCCAUAACUUUGGUAGGCAAGACAGGUGUAUUUCCCAUUUGUCAGAUGAGGGAACUGAAGUUCAAAAAGAGUAGACUUGCUCAAGGCCAUAUAGCUAAAAGUGACAGGCCUAAGACCUGUACCUAAGUCUCCUGACCUGGAAUCCAGCACUCUUUCGACUAUAUCCAGUUGAUGUUUGGAAUGAUUAUUUAAUGACCCACCAAACUAUCAAUGGCUCCUAAUUCAUGGAUGACAAGUCUCUGCUUUAUUUCUGGUAUGUAUAUAUAUAUAUUUUUUUUUUUUUCCUUUUUAGCUCCUACUGUUAUAGCGAUUUUAAUACACUAAACUUUCUCUCGUGUCACCAUAUGCCUUUGAUGAAUCAGGAAACGAAUGGUACAGCAGAUAAUGGAAAAGACUAAGGCUGCAAACAACAGUCAAAGGAAAGAAUAGGACAUCCUGGUCUGAUUUACAUUAUAUAAAGGAAUUAAAGGGCAUUUAGAUUUGUAAAAUAACUAUUUGCUAAGGAGUGGCAGCACAGUGAUGGAUGCAUGGUAUUAGCCAUUAAUAAUUUCGAGGGGCCUCCCUGGUGGCCUAUGGGUUAAGUCUCAGCAUUAUCACUGCUGUGGCCUGAGUUCGAUGCCUGGCCACGGAGCUGCCCACAUGGCACAGACCUCUCCUGUGUCACUCACUGCUCCCCUCAGCAGUGUUUUCAGUCAGUCCACCUGUUCUGCUCCCCACUCUGUCUCUGGUGAGUCCUCUCAAUACCCACACCUCUGGCCUGCACCCCAAUUCUUCUAUGCAAAAACUAAAUAAUUUUAAGAGAUUCCUUCAGUUCUACUUCUAUGUUGUUCCUUCUUUCUUCCUAAUGUGAAGAUGUCAUGAGUUUCUAUGACAAGGUGCAAUUCUAAACCUACAUGGGUCCCUCCCUAGCCACAUGCUAGCACUGUAUUUAUUUUAGUCACACACUCCCCAUAUACCCUCACCAACACACACAGACACACACACACAGACACACACAUGCACAUUGCAUCCAUCACCACCACCACACUUUGGGAAAUCUAGAAGGGAGACAUGAUUGAAGUCAGCUCUGCCUCCGAAUCUGAAUAAUCACUCAGUCAUUCUCAAGGGCAGAGAACUCACUAGGAAUGGGUACCUGAGUAGGUGUUCAAGAAAUAUCAGACUGAUGAAAUAAUUUAUACUCAAAGAACAAAUAUUUGCUUAAAUUGGUAAGCAUAUGAAUCUGCUGAGCAGGAAUGACUCAAGAAAUCAAUGGGAGCCUUUACCUUAAAAAUAGUUGAGCAAAGGGGGUAUGUUUGUCUCAAUGUUUACAAAUACUAAGUAUCUUUAAUAUAAAAUAUACUUUUAAAUUUCAUAACCUUUUAAUAAAAGUUGUUGCAGCAAAAUAAGGCCUUCAUUCUAUGCAUAUUCAGAAUACCUAUAAGUAAACAAAUGUCAAUAAGAUUUUAAAAGGAAAUUAGAGAAGAUGCACUUAGGAUAUAUUUUUUAUCCUGAGAUAAUAAAAAUUCUAUAUGCAUAUAAAUUUUUCAGGAACUUUUUUAAAGUACCCUAAAUAUGUAUGCAUGUUUUGUAUAAUGUGGUAUUAAGAAAUAACAGCAAACCACUUUUCCAAUUGUAGAUUCCAAACAAUAAAAUUGAAAUUACA